AUGGCUCCUGCGGGCUUAGGGGGCUCGCGUGUCACGCGACCACGUUCUACUGCUUCGGCUGCAGCGCCCAAGAAGGCCUUAAAGCAGCACACAAGUGCAGCAGCAGCAGCAGCAGGAGCAGCAGAAACUACGCAAGCGGCAGAUUUGCUCUUGGGGCCCCUGGAGGAAGAGGUUGGCUUAGAUCCGUGGCUUCCUCACCGCUUCCCCUUCGACUGCUGCCCAUUGGAGUAUUUGGAGGCGGCGCGGGGGGAGUCUCCUGAGGGCCCGGAGGGGGGUGUUGGCAGCGCCUCCGCGUAUUCUACGCGCAAGCUCAGCAGCAGAGUGGGGAAUGAGGGCCUCUACGUUCUUCAGCUGUGUUGCCUUCCUGCAGCGGCGUUGGAGUGCUUGUCGCAACACCUGCAGCAGGAGCAGCAGCAGCACGGCUCGGUGUUUCCUGCUGCAGCGUCGAGUGCAGUGUAUGUACACCCAGUGUCGCUGAAGGUUCAUUUGCUGCGACCUGAGAGGCCCCUUCCGUUUCUCGAUGUUCUGGUGGUGGGAGCUCCCUUUCGGGAGGGCCCCAGGGGGGUCUUUGAGCAGCAGCAGCUGGCGACAGCUAUCCAGGGGGCCCCUAAUCUCUCGGCGUUGGUUAUCCGGGGGGAUGGUCGGUGGCUGCAGCGGCUUGCUGCUGCCUGCAGUAAGAGCAAAAGCCUCUCCCGGCUUAUUAUUGAGGACGUUAGAGGCGCAUGCCGGUCGGCUAAAAGCAGCGCCAGCAGCAGCAGCGCCAGCACCAGCAGCGCCAGCAGCGCGUCUGCGGUUGUUGGACUGUACGUGAAGACAGUGGCUGCCAUGGCGAACAGCAGGAGCGUCUGCCUGCGAGGCUGCGAAUUAGGACUGGGGGGCCUGACUGUGCUCGUGCAGCAGUUGCACAAGCAUGCGGCGUUGCUUCGUCGCCUCAGGGAGCUGGAUCUCUCUUUCAACGGCAUCCCCGAAGAAGGGGGGUCUGUUCUGGCAGACUUCCUCUUCAAGGGGAAGGUGGCGCCUCUUUUGCAGCAGCUCAGACUCGGAGGCAACAGUUGGGGGCCCCGUGCACUUGAGGGUCGGCUGAAGGCUUGGAGCCUCAAGGAGCUCGCGCUGGGGGGGGCCCAGGGGUUAGGGCCCCCCCCCCUGCAGGGGGCGGGUUCGGAGUCGUUGGGGGCCCUUUGGCUGGCCUCUUCGGAUGUCUCAGUCAGGGUGUUGCGGCGACUGCUUCUGCAGCAGACGGCUGCAGGCUCCCUCCUCUACUUAGACCUCUCUUGCUGCGGCAAGUCGCUCACCGAGGCAGACGUCGCGGUGCUGUUGGAGGCGCUGUACGGCGGCGGCAGCAGCAGCAUCGCCGUCCAAAGCAGCGGCGGCAGCGGCGGCACAAGCAGGAACAAGAGAACGAAGCGCGGCAGCGCCGCAGCCACGAGAGACACCGUGCGCUCCCCAGGGCCCCCCCUCCGCAGUCUGAACUUAUCCAGUAACGGCUUCGGGCCCGCAGUGAUGCCGUCCAUUGGCGAGGCGUUGACAUCCCCUCGCUGUCGCCUUAAAGCCUUAGACCUCAGCGGCAACCCCUGCGGCGCGCAAACGGCUGCACUCGAAGAAGGGGCUCUCCCGCUGCAGCCACUCGUGGAUGCCUUGCAGGGGGUCGAAAGCCGCAGCCCUUGCUCUCUUGAGUGCCUCUUCCUGAAGGACUGCAGCAUUGCUGCCUUGGAUCAGCUCGAGCUUGCUUCUGCGUUGCUGCUCAAUCAGGGGCGGCUCAAGCUGCUGGAUAUUCGAGGGAAUGGCAGGUGUGCCACAGGUGUGGCCGCAAAGGAGGAUGGAAGUGCCGCUGCGGCUGCACAGGGCAGAAGCAAACGGGCUCGUGGCAGCAGCAGCAGCAGUAGCAGCAGCGCUACCACCAGCAGUGCUGGCAGCAGCAGCAGCAAGGAAAUGAGUGAUGACGAGGAAGCCGCAGAGCAGCUUCACUCCGGUGGAAACGCUAACGGCAGGCGUAAUGGACGCCUGCGAUCCUCCCGCAGGGGUGCACGGACAGCCGCUACGUCUACGAGGAGAGCGGCGACAGCAGCGGAAGACAGCUUUUCUGCGGGGCCCCUUCCGGAGUGUCGUCAGAAGGGGAGGAGCCUCGGAUGUCGCCGGGGGGGGGGGCCCCCCCCCCGGACAGGAGCCGCGAGGCCCCCUGCGGAUGAGCUGAGUCUGGGCAGUGGGGAAACGUCUUUGCUUUCCGAUAUCACUGACAGCAACGACAGCUACAGCGAUAGCAGCUCUUUCGACGAGGCAGCAUGCAGCGCGGGAAGUUCAGAAGCGGAAGGCUCCCGGGAACAGCCCCAUCCUCGAGAGAGCGGCAGCACCAGCGAUGCCACAGCGCAAGACGCAGCCAUGGCUUCCGCCACCGAAGAGGCCUCAAGCUCGAGUGACGACUCGGAGUAUCGGGAGCCCUCGUCUUCGAGGGCUUCCGCGUCUCCAGCUGCAGAGGGAGCGUUCAGGGGAGGAGCGCCCACGGGGAAGGCGCUGGCUGCACUCGAGGGGCUCUCGUCUUCUUCGGACGCGGAGGCGACGGCAGUCAGAGGAGGCAAGAGGAAGGGGGGCCCCCAAGAGGGCCCUCCCAAUCGUCGGCGGCGCCAGGGCCCUCCCAGGGCCCCCCCCCCGCAGGCAGAGGAGGCGGUGGAAGCGUCGGGGGCCCCUUCAAAGGCCGCCAUCUCCACGGAAUCCGCCAAAAACGGGGCGCUCGCUGCUGCAGCGGCUGGCGCAUUCUGCCAGGGGGGCCCCUCCCAGGGGCCCAUAUCGGUUGUGGCGGAGGCUGGAAGGAUUGGCGCUGGUCGAGAUAGGCGGGGUUCCGCGCGGGGGCUUGGGCUUCCUCAGCCAGGGGGAGCUUCUCUCUCGCCCCUUCGUGCAGUGAAGGCGCUCGCACCGUCCUUGACCCUUCCGUACCCUGUAGGAGGGGGCCCCUUCCAAAUAUAUUUCGGCAUGCGAAGAGGCAGUCCCUCCUCUUCUUCUGCGCCGCCGCUGCCUCCGCUGCCUUCGGAUCCGGAAACUCAACAGCACAUCAAGCAGGCUCUGGAGGAGUUGGGGUAUAGCUUGCUGCGUUCCUUCGUGGGUAGAGAGUCUCAUCGGUUUAUCUGCUGCUCUCCGCUGUUUCCCCUGCUGAGGGGCCCCCCGCAAUGCGUGCUGUUAGGUUUGAAGCUGCUGUACUUCUCCGGGCUUUCCGAACUGUCCAUGGCAGACCUUUCAAUGCUGCAGCAGCUGCAGCAGAGUAGCAGCACCAGUCCGAUGCUGCGACUCCUGCUUUCGCUGCUCCUGGAAGAGUUCCCUCUCAGCAACCCCACGUACAAGUAUGCAGCCACGGGGGCCCUCGACACUGUCGACCUCCUCUGCCUUCCAGGGGUGCUGCUCUAUGAUGGGGGCCCCAACUGUCCAGCCACGUCUGCGGCAGAGUUUCGCGUCCUGUGGGAGCGCAAACACAACGGCAGCUGCAGCAUAAACAGCGGCAGGACUGCGGCGGCGACGUCUGCGGGGCCCUCCACGACAGCGCCUUCCAGUCUUAAGCGGGAUGGGGGGCUCAAGGGGCCCCCCGCCAACUCGGUUUUUGACCUCCUGCCUCCUGCAGUUUCUUGCAGGAGGCCCCCUGUAAGUUACAGGGGGGAGGCCCCCGCAGCAGCGGCAGCCACAACAAGAGCCGCGCACGACCCCCCCUUCUGCUCCCCCCAGACAGACUCCGCAAGGCGUUCGUCUUCGAGUCAACAGCCGAAGGAUGUGGGGGGCCACACGGGGGCCCCCCUGUUUGCUACGCCCGCUCCCCUGAACCGCAUGAAGAGGCCCCCUCCCAGCGUCAUAGGGGGCCUUCCUUUUGGGGCUUCCUGCGGAUCUUUGGACCCGGAGGCCCUAGGCGCCUGCGCCGAAGGCGGUGGGGCCCCCGCCGUAGGGGGGGGCCCCUCCAUGCGGGGCUUCUCGGUGGAUGCGGAAGGUGAAGGGAGCGACGGGACGCCCAGCCGGCUCACAGUGUCGCCCGGCGAUUCGCGGGCCCCCCCCUUGGUGGGGCCCCCCUCGGCGUUCUCCUCCGUUUCGUCUUGCAGCGCAUUUCCUUCUCAGCAGCCGCAGGAGCAGCUCGUGUACUGCUGGGAAGACGCGGACUGGCUGCGAGCCGUAGAAAGGUGCUUGGGGGGCUUCGAGCUGCAGGGGGCCUCCUGCAGCAGCAGAGGCAGUCAGGGCGGCCCUUGUUGCUGCCGCGAGGUUUUAGUCGUCGACGUGCAGACGGAUGGGGCCCUCCGACGGCGGGUAUCCGAGGCCCAACAGAUGGUUCUCUGUGACUCUGUGGGUAUCCCCUGCCGGCUCAUGCGCGGUUCCCCAGGAUCUGCGGGGGCCGCUGAAUUCGUCUACAAUGUCGUUGUUGUUGGAUCUGGCCAGGAAGCUGAGCUAGAGCAUCUGAUUCCGAUUGUGUGGGGGGACGGCUCCGAGUCCACCGAGGGAGGAGCGUUCGCUGAAGGGGCUAGCGUUCCACCUUUUCUGCAGCUGAACCCCCCUGUAGUCAGCUGCUCGCCGUGCAGUGGCGUUGCGUGCUGCAGCUCGUGUGCGCCUCCCAAGCCCUGUGGAUCCACACGCUGUAUACACCUCGGGGAUCAGGAGCAGCAGCAGCAGCAGCAGCAGCAGCAACAGCGGCAGAAGCUUGCCGCCGAGAGGGAUCUCGACCGCUUCCUGCUGCAGUGCGCUAAAAACGACACUAAACCGAGGCGUCUCCUCUGGCCCCUGGCAAGCGGCAGUGGGGUUGGCGUGGAUCUAGAUCUGGAUUUCUUCUUUCUUUUCCACGAGAAACUGGGGAAGGGCAAUUUCGGCGAAGUUUGGCGAGUCUCGCUAAAGCCGCAGGCCAUACAAGCAGCGAACAACAACCCUCACCACACGCGCAGCACUGCGAGCAGCAGCUGCAACCGCAGUACCCUCAAGGGACUGGAGGGCGAUGACUGCAGUGCAGCUCAGCACCUGCCGCAGUAUGCGCUCAAACUGGUGCCCAGAAGGUACAUUUCGAGAUCCGUAGAUCUACCCCAUAUAGUAGUAUCCGAUUUGUUAUUAAAGGAGCCCUCUUGA
Cyclospora cayetanensis is the source of this 5076-nucleotide messenger RNA. RefSeq lists its product as uncharacterized. NCBI's taxonomy places the organism in Eukaryota, Apicomplexa, Conoidasida, Eucoccidiorida, Eimeriidae. Gene Ontology annotation, cellular component: plasma membrane; lamellipodium. The record is from RefSeq and is a predicted model, not a curated record. The transcript has 10 exons. Bases 1 to 5076 code for a protein of 1691 amino acids. Gene Ontology annotation, biological process: cell migration; regulation of Arp2/3 complex-mediated actin nucleation. Gene Ontology annotation, molecular function: protein binding.